Naegleria fowleri is the source of this 1593-nucleotide messenger RNA. RefSeq lists its product as uncharacterized. The coding region runs from base 1 to 1593 and encodes 530 amino acids. Gene Ontology annotation, biological process: microtubule cytoskeleton organization; microtubule-based movement. Gene Ontology annotation, molecular function: dynein heavy chain binding. NCBI's taxonomy places the organism in Eukaryota, Heterolobosea, Eutetramitea, Acrasida, Naegleriidae. The record is from RefSeq and is a predicted model, not a curated record. The transcript has 4 exons. Gene Ontology annotation, cellular component: centrosome; cytoplasmic dynein complex.
AUGAAUGUUGAAUUAAGUGGCACCACCUUAUUGAAUACUUCAACUGCAUCGACAAACCUCUCGUCAUUAACGGGCACAGAAAGUCUUCUAAAUGCUGAUCAAGAGAGGCAGCAUAAUAAAUCGAGAAUUUCAGCAUCUGUUCGGGAGAAGCAACACAUUAAUAUAUGGAGUACUUUAUUGAAACAUCAAAGACGAGAUUCCAAAUUGCAGGAAGGAGUUCGAGAGAGUUGUAAUUUAAUAUUUCUGGGAGAUGAAAAGAACGGCCAACGGAGUUUAAUUCGAAGAAUACAGGGGAAGGAUAUUUCUGGUGAGGUGUAUCAUGAUACACUUUCGAUAGAGUAUACGUUUUUUAGAGUGACCGACAUCAGUGGAGAAUCGGAUAGCAAUUCAGAAAACCAAAGUUCACUCGACAAAGAGGACAAAUAUGUGAAUAUUUAUCAAAUGGAAAAUCAACACUUUUCAUAUUUGUUGGAUUUUGCAUUGACGGUCUCAAAUCUUGAAAAGUCCAUCGUGGUCAUUACUGUAGACAUCUCCAACGUAAAGGACGUCAUUUCAAGGACAAAAAGAUGGGUCAAAAUUGUUCAAGAUCAUAUUGCAAACAAACUAAUACCAGCAAUGUCAUCAGAGGACUCACAACGUUGCUUUCAAAGAGUUAAGGACGUUUAUAAGAAAGGUUACUCACAAAUCGUGAAAGAGUCAGUAGAUGUACCAGUUGUCAUUGACACAAAUAUUGGAGUUCCAAUCGUAAUUGCAAUCACAAAAUGUGAUCUGGUUGAACAAGUGGCAGAUUCCUUUUGUGGUCGACGUGCCGUCGUUACUUCAAGACCAGACCAUUUCCUUAAUUUUGUUUUAUACAAACUUCGAAGUAUUGCUUUGAGAUAUGGUGCCUCUCUUUUCUAUACAUCCGCCACUUCUAACAUCAAUUGUCUCACCCUGAAGAGUUAUCUUUUGAACGUGUUUUUCAAUACAGCCUUCUCUUUUAAAGACAGCAUUGAAUACAAGGAUCACAGUUGCAUUUUAAUACCAAGUGGAUGCGAUUCUUCGCCAAAGAUUAAAUCCAUAGAUUGCUCCACUUUUCCAUCAGAUCCUGAAAAAACAGAUUUUGAUUCCACAUUCAAUGACUUAUUCUUUGCUAAAGAAAGCUCACAACAAACGGCACCCAGUGAUAAAGAACCUGUUGAAGAUUUGGAAACUUUUCUGAAAAAGCAGCAAAAAAUUAGAAACAUGAUUCAAUCCAGACCACUUGAUAAUGAACCUGGAUCCUUGCAAUCUCCCUUAUCAUCCAACUUGAGCUCUCCGGGACGUCAUAUGAGACAAAAGAAUUCGAUACCUCUCACUCCAAGAACUUCCAAACUUAAUGAAUUGCAGAGCCCAUUAAUACUUCCAACCCCAAUCGCUUCUGAAUACUUUAAUGAGCAUAGCAUGCUGACUCAAAAGGGGUUAACAACGCCGAGAACCCUGAACUCGGCAAUUAGUGCGUCAUCCACUCCCCCAAGUACUGACCAAGUCGAAGUUGCAGAGCACUUCUUCACAUCCUUGUUGCAAAGGUACUCAAACAAACAAACCCCCCCAACCAAGAACUUACAAAAUUGA